Messenger RNA from Populus nigra (black poplar), 2463 nucleotides. RefSeq lists its product as uncharacterized. Lineage: Eukaryota; Viridiplantae; Streptophyta; Magnoliopsida; Malpighiales; Salicaceae. The transcript is spliced from 9 exons. Gene Ontology annotation, molecular function: translation initiation factor activity. The coding region runs from base 146 to 1993 and encodes 615 amino acids. The record is from RefSeq and is a predicted model, not a curated record. Gene Ontology annotation, biological process: translational initiation; formation of translation preinitiation complex.
UCCUAGCACCGCCCUACUGCUUUUCCAGAAACUUCCGCUUCCGCUUCUUAAAAAGAACAGAACACAAAAACACACUUUCUAAAAGUAAACAAGUUCCCUCGUUCCCUUUUCUCCCAGUUUUACUAUUAAUUAAAAUAAAAAGAAAAUGUUCAAGAAGGCUAUUGAGGCAAAAUCUCACCAGAGACUCUCUGGAGCCGACCGGAAAAAGCUCAAACGAACUAUCAGAGACCGCUUUCCUCGCGCCUCCGAUGCAGAUAUAGAUGCUUUGCUCCCUCCCAAAGCGGAAAUUACUGUUUCAAAGUUUGUAAAUAGGGUUCAUUUAUAUGGUGUUGAAGGUAGCUUUCCUAUGUUUUUCGAUGUUGAUGGCCGAGGCUCUGAAUUUUUCCCCACAGUUUUUGCCCUCUGGAAGGUCCCUGAGAUGUUGCCUUCUUUCAUUCUGAAAGGGGGUGAGGUAUCUCAAUUUGUCAUUGGAGGAGCAGAUCUGAUGUUUCCUGGUAUCAGUAUACCUGCUGAAGGUCUUCCUUCUUUUCUAGUAGGUGAGCCAUGGGCUGUAAAAGUUCCUGGGAAUCCAGCACCUAUUGCCGUUGGGUCUACCACUAUGAGCACUGCUGAAGCCUUGAAGGCUGGUUUGCGCGGAAAGGCCUUACGGAUAACUCACUAUUAUCGAGAUUUACUUUGGGAGUCAGUUGAGGGACAUUAUGUGCCAAAUGCAGGUUUCCAUGAAGAUGUUGUCUUUGAGGAUCCUGUAUUCUUAUCAUCUGCCCAGGUUCCUGAUUCAUGUGAAGGUUCUGGUGAUUCUUCAAAUCAUGAGAAUGAUGGUGUUGACAGCAAAGAAGUUGGGGAAUCUGCUGAUGUAAAAGAUCCCACAUCAGACAGUCAUCCCACUUCCAAGACACAACUUGAUUCUGAUGCUGAUACUGUAGAACAAGUAACAAAAGCUGUAAGUGGUUUUAAGGUUACGGAUAAUAUUGCUACUGAUGAAUCCACCACUGUUGUUGAAGAACAGCAUGCUUUGUCUGCUGAAGACGUAGAUGCUUAUUUGGACAAAUGUCUUUUGCAAGCCCUGCAUACAACUGUCAAUGACAAAGAUCUUCCAAUGCCAGGAAGCACUUUAUGGUCCAACCAUGUAUUACCUUGUAGGCCUUCAGGUAUCACACUAGAUAUCAAAAAAUCAUCACACAAGAAAUUGUCCAAGUGGUUACAAGCUAAAUCAUCUGCAGGAUUGAUUUCAGUAAAAGAAGACAAAUAUAAAAAGGAAACUGUCUUAUUUUCUGUGAACCGCAGUCACCUAGACUACCUAUCCUUCAAACCAGAAAGAAGGCAGGAGCAGAAGGUUGAUCAGGGUGGUGAUCAGGCUGUUAAAGAAACCCGAUCACCAAAACUGCUUGAAGUGUCCGAGAUUUAUAAACCAAGUGUACAUGUCAAUCCCAUUUUUGCUUCUGUUGGAGCUGAUACUGGGAAGCUAUACAGUGCUUCAGAAGCCUCUGAUGUUGUAUUCAAGUACAUUGAAAAAGGACAUCUGGUAAAGACAAUGAACAAGUCCAUUGUGGUUCUGGAUCCAACCUUAUGUGAUGCUUUGUUCAAGGGAGCUAUCAAGAAAGGAUCAGCAUACCCGACUGAGAUUCAUAAGAAAGAUUUAGGAUCUACAUUUGUAAGCCGGAUGCAGGCCCACCACGUUGUAACCAGAGGAAGUGAAUCAGUUGUUCGUAAAGGUUCAGUGAGAACAAUUCAGAUAAUGACUGAAAGACGUCAAGGUAACAAGAAGGUGACGAAACUCUCAGGCAUGGAAACAUUCUUGAUGGACGCUGAUGCAUUAGCGUCAGAACUGCAGAAAAAGUUUGCUUGUAGUACAUCAGUGUCAGAGUUACCAGGUAAGAAAGGGCAUGAGGUUCUUAUUCAAGGUGGUGUAAUUGAUGAUGUGGCAAGACAUCUGGUUGAACAGUAUGGGGUGCCCAAAAGAUAUAUUGAAAUUCUUGAUAAAACUAAAAAAUAAGAUGUGAUUAUCGGAGUGAAAUUGUAAUGCAUGCUGUGGUUUUAUGUUUUUUUGUUUCCUUCUAUGUUGUCAUGGAGGCCUAUGCAUGUACAAUUGCUAACUUGUUCCUUGUCUUGAUAUGUACUUACGUGUAUUCUACCAAGUUUACCCUUGAGAGAAUAAAUCUAUUUAUACUGAGAAGUCCUUGCCAGAUAGGCUGCUGAAAGAUAACCAUUAGAUUAGCAGGCCCAAUCUAAGUGGGACCUUUUUGGGAAGCCUAUAAGGUGAGUCCUACCAUUUUUACCCUGGAAUUCAGGAAAAAUACCUUGGAAGAUUCAGAUAAGUCUUUCUAUAUUUCAAAUUAUGGCCAGCUUGCAUUGUGGUUGUAAAGCGGUCAUUAUUGCCAAAUAUAAUGUGUAGGCAUGUUUAUGUACUGAGUAGCUAACUAUUUUAAAGGUGUUGAGGCUUGAUGGCACACCUUUUUUGGUUUA